Molecule: messenger RNA, 1329 nt
Organism: Aspergillus alliaceus
Lineage: Eukaryota; Fungi; Ascomycota; Eurotiomycetes; Eurotiales; Aspergillaceae
Product: major facilitator superfamily domain-containing protein
Exons: 6
Coding region: 1-1329 (442 amino acids)
Biological process (GO): transmembrane transport
Molecular function (GO): transmembrane transporter activity
Source: RefSeq, a predicted model, not a curated record
AUGGCCCCCCAAUCUGCCCUGGCAGAGGGGCAAGUUCCACAUGUUUUAGUCACCUUCCAGAGAGAUGUUCUCGACAAUCCCCAGAAUUUUCAUCCACUAUUCAAGAUAUGGCUUGUCAUCCAAAUGAGUCUACUAGCAAUGGUCGGUGCAUUAGGUUCGUCAAUUACAUCUUCCGCCCAGAAUGCUAUUGCGAAAUAUGUAAAUAUCAGCACCGAGGUGGCCCCAUGGACUGUGGCCCUGUUUGUUCUAGGUACUGCUACAAGUCAAGAUGCUCAGAGUAUAUUCCUGACACGCUUCUUCGGUGGUAUAUUUGCCUCGGCGCCAAUUAGCAAUAUUCCAGCGGCUUUGGGCGAUAUAUACGGUCCUGAGGCCCGUGGGAUUGCUAUGGCGUUUGUUUCCAUUUGUAUAACUGGCGGCCCGACUCUUGGACCUAUCAUUAGUGCGGCUGUAGUAAUAAAGCCUGAUCUCGGAUGGCGAUGGGCCGAAUAUAUUGAAGGAAUUGUCGCUCUAUCUCUCUCCGUAAUCUGCUUCCUUUGCCUCCCGGAAACGUAUGCUCCAGUCCUUUUAAAACGCAAGGCACAGAAGCUCCGAAAGGAAACCGGCGACUCGCGAUAUUGGAAUCCCCAUGAAAAUGUGAAAAUCAAUUCUGAAAACCAUAUUCACAAAGUACAUGAGCCCAUGCUAUUCACGGAAUCGCAAGUUACCUUCGCCGCCCUUUACGCCUCCUUCACCUACGCACUUAUCUACCUGACCCUUGGGGUCUUCCCAAUCGUCUUUGAAGAGCAUAGGCACUGGCACUUAGUCCCAUCAACCCUCCCAUUUCUCGGGAUCCUAGUUGGCGUUUCAUGUGCAGCAUUAGUCAAUUUCCUCAAUCAACCGCGUUACAAACGAGCCAUCCAGAAGAACAACGGCAAGCCCGUUCCCGAGGCGCGUCUUCCUCCCAUUUUCAUCGGCGGAAUCCUACUCACAGGAGGUCUGUUUUGGUUUGGCUGGACCGCAGCCACCAGAUACCCGUGGCCGCUACCAGUGGUCGGAGGGCUUAUCGGUGCCGGAUUCACUAUCGUUUUCCAGCAGUGUUUGAAUUUUCUGGUAGACGCUUACGGACCCUAUGCUGCUAGUGUGGUGUCGGCGAACACUAUAUUACGUUCUGUUCUCGCACGUGCGCUGCCCAUGGCCGCUCAGCCGAUGUUUGAAAAUCUUAGGAUCGCUCCAGCAUCUAGCCUUCUCGGCGGUAUAUCCUGUUUAGCCCUUCCAGUGCCUUUUCUGCUAAUGAAGUAUGGUGCUGUGUUGCGAAAGAAGUCAAGGUUCAUUUCUUUGCCCGAGUUCUAA